AUGAAUUUUAAUGAGGAACAACAAGAAACGUCAAGCAACAAAGCGGUUGUUUACUUUAACAAGUAUAAAGCCAUGUAUCAGUUUUAUCUGGACCAAACUACUCCUCAUCUCAAAUAUAGAUGGUCUUUGUUAGUGGGAUUGCUUUUACUCUUCUUUUUGCGUAUAGUGACCAGUCAAGGAUGGUAUGUGGUAUGCUAUGGAUUGGGUAUUUAUUUACUCAACCAAUUCCUGGCAUUUUUAACUCCAAAGUUUGAUAUGUCCCUACAACAAGACUCUCAGAAUAAUGAAUUAGAAACUGGAGAGAUGUCUGACGAAUUCAAACCAUUUAUCAGAAGGUUACCUGAGUUCAAGUUCUGGCAUAAUGCUACUAGAGCUACUGGCAUUGCGUUGGUAUUAACUUUAUUCACCAUAUUUGAUAUUCCAGUUUUUUGGCCCAUCUUGUUAGUGUACUUCAUUGUGUUAUUUGCUUUGACGAUGAGAAGACAAAUUGACCACAUGAUUAAAUACAAGUAUAUCCCAUUAGACAUUGGAAAGAAGAAAUAUACCUCUCAUAAAUGA
Molecule: messenger RNA, 558 nt
Organism: Eremothecium cymbalariae DBVPG#7215
Lineage: Eukaryota; Fungi; Ascomycota; Saccharomycetes; Saccharomycetales; Saccharomycetaceae
Gene: RER1
Product: protein retrieval receptor
Exons: 1
Coding region: 1-558 (185 amino acids)
Biological process (GO): retrograde vesicle-mediated transport, Golgi to endoplasmic reticulum; protein retention in ER lumen
Cellular component (GO): Golgi membrane
Source: RefSeq, a predicted model, not a curated record